AUAAAAUUACAUGAGGAUAACAAAUCUGAAUCCCUCCACGCAUUGAUUUUGGGGGGUUGAAACCAAUAAGAUCAUAAUCCAGAAAUCUAAUAGCGAGAGAAAGUGAGGAUCUAAUUUGGCCAUCGUUCAAUCUUAUAUAUAAAUCAAUUAUUAAUAAAUCAGAAAAUCUAAAAGUGUCAUAAAGCUUGGUAAAUUAACCAAUGGAAGUAAAUGUGGGAGAAACAGCUACGGAGGAUUUACAGGGAAGAAGUUGAGAAGAUGAAUAUUAAUGAGAAAAAUUGAUUUGAGAAAGAAAACGAAAAGAGAGAUAGCAAAAUAAAAAUUUUUUUUUUUUUGUUAUUUGUGAUGACAUGUCAAUUUGAUAAGUUGUGAAUUUUUUGCUGAGGUGGAUAGGCUGAGAGCUCUAGUUAAAGAACUUUUAGUAUAGUAUAGAUAUAUACAUUACAUAUUAGAAUACACACAACUAUUCUUCUACAUCCAAUAAUGUUUUUCCUUGUAUCACAAGAAACAUGUUUUCCAUACAGUUUUUUUUGUUAAUUAGGAAGAGUUUAGACCUGGCUUAGGAGCAAGCUUUGUUGACACCAAUGAUACGGCGUAAAGCACUGCUUCCACCAUAUUUCGAACUAAGAGCACAACAUCAAGCAAUGCAUGUACUUAACCAUUAACCUACCAUGUCACUUGGAUAUUUCCUCAAUAUUUCUCGUUCGUUAUUGGUCACUCCUUUGUCUUAAUAUCUUUUCUCCGACUGACAAAGUCAACAAAGGCACUAGUGUACCAACUCUGCUCAACACCGUCAAAACUUUACAAACACGUCUAUAUCGCUUCGCUGAACUCUGACCUGAAAACGUUCACCCUCGACUUACACGGUCUAGUCGGUAUGGUCAUCCAAAAGACUUCGUUGGGGUACAAGAACCUAAAGAUGACAAAAAGGCUUAGCGAGAAACACCACUGAUCCAAACCUCCAGAUUCCAUAUAGGUUAUGAGUUAUCGAUGUUGGAACUAUUUUUUGAACAUUAUGAAUAAUGUAUUCAUAUGUCAAAAAAAGAAGUUUUAUUUGAAUGAGAAAUGGAGGUCUAAUGUGUGUGAUUUGAAAAACUUGUAUAAAGAAGCAAAUACACACAUUGGAUAUUUGAACUUGGAUUUGGGUUUUUUGAUUUGUUAGUUGGACUUCAUGUUCAUUGACUUAUUCUUAUAAACUAAAUAUAUGUUGAUCUUUUAUAUUGAUAAAAUAUAAAAAAGAAAUCCAUUUUAAAGUAUAUUAUUUUGUUUGAAUUGGUCAAAACAAUAAUAAUUUUAUUCUUUAAUUUCUUGGUCAAAAUGUGGAAUAAAUUCACAUAAUAAUGACAAGAAUUAAAAACUCCAUUAGUGCACUAUGGAGGUUUCAUUUUUGUGUUGAAAAAUGAAACUUGUGCUUCUCAUUAUAUUUCUAUAUAAAGGCUUGUGAGCCAUUUAGAAAACACACACAUUCAUACAAUCAAGAAACAUUUCUCCCACUCAGAAUAGUUAUGCUAGUAUUUUUUUUUAUUUUGAGUCUGAGAGUACAUCACAGAAAUAGGUUCGAUAGAUUCUGUUUUUCGGUGAUGGUAAACAGAAACAAUGCUGCAGUUGUAUCUUGGGAAUCUGAGCGCCAUAAAACCGUCACACUACGGGGCGUUUAAAGAUUUAAGGAAAGAGAUUAACUAUCUCGACUCUGCAAUUCUUCUUUAUUUUUAUAUUUUGGUAUAGAAAUUUUAGUUUAUGUUCUUAUUAUUCUUUACAAAUAUCAGUUGUCCUAUGGUAGUAAAAUAAGGUUCCUACAUUCUUAAAUCUUUAAAUAUUGUUUAUGCUUUUGCACUAACAAUACUGAUAUUUGUUAAAAAGUUUUUAUUUUUAAGAACAGGUUAAAGAUGCCGGAAUCGGAUCUGAAAUGGAGAAAUAUUAUGAUGGAGAUCAAUUUUCUUUUUCCCAUCAGAUUAUCAUCGUCCAUGGUUUAAUAUUUUUUAAGUGUUGCGUGAAGUAUCUCGUUCUUCUCGCUUACGUCGUUUGUUUUGCAGGGUUCAAUGUUAUUAAUUGAUUCUGUUGGCUCGUCUUUGAUAGCAUAAUUUUCGUAUUGAUAUCUGAUUAGCUAUGUUUCAAUAGAUUGCUGCAUCUUCUGUCUCGUAAAAAGAAGCGAUAGUUCUUUUGUGACUUUGGUUAAUUGCUUGACUGCUUAAUUUUUUUAUUGGCUAAAUAUGGUUUAACUCAAUUUAAUUAUUUUGGUUUGAGUAAUCGUUUGGACUCAUCAGAAUUUGUUCAUGGCAUUAUUUUAAGCGAAAAUUGUUUUUGCUUUGUCUCGUUUUGAGAAGUCAAUGAUUUGCUUCUCAACACAUAUAAUAAUUGUCAAAUGCACGUGCUUUGUAAAAGCAUUUUUACCAACUCAUAAAAGUUGUUGAAAGUGAACUUUAUUUGUUCAAAAUGUGUUAAUGCCUUGACUUGGUUAAAGAUGAUGGUUUGCUUUAAAUGCAUAACGUCUUUGAUUUAUUGUUUCAGGUUUUUUCCUUCUGGAAUAACUUAAUUUCAUUAUUAAGUUUAUGUUUGACCAUGAAGGAGGAAAAAUAUUGAUGUUUUAAGUAUGGUGAAAUAAAUUAAUGUUGUAAACAACAUUUGGAUCUUAAAGAGAUCAAAUAGUAUGGAUGGAAAUGGAUUUAGUGAGUCAACGCCCCAAAAUAAAUUUGGGAGAGGUCUACCACAUAUAAAUCAUUUGCCAUAGAAAAUAAAAUGUUUGUUGAUAUUGAUCAAAAACAUUUAUAUUUCAUCAAUGCUUAAAUGCAAGUUACAAGAAGAUUGACCAUGCAAAAACAAUGAGAAUUUUUAGACCAAUGUGACUUAAACUGACAUGUGUAUUGUAGUUUAUAAAGUCAAUAUGGUUGAAAAUAAUCAUAUAAUGGUUUUGAUGGCACAAAUAAUAUCUUGUGUAUAUUUGUUAAAAAAAAGCAAAAUAUGUGUUUGGAAAAGAUCCAAAACAUACAAGUUAGAUUUAUAAAUCAACUUGAGAGAACUAUGAAAAUAGUUGUAUGAAAAUGUGAAUUUCUAAAAAUGAAAUAUAUUUUUAGAGAAAAUUGUGAUAAUUUUCAAAAAUGCUUUUUAUUUAUUUAAAUCUAAAAGAGUUGUAGAUCAAUCCUUCUAAACUCUUAAGAGAUGUUAAAUGUAAAUGUACAUGUUUUUGAGUUAUCUCAAGAAAUGUGGGGGAAGCUUUGCUUACCAUAUAAAGUUGUUGGCAAAAGGCCAAAUGAACUUAGUGAUAGUUAUCACAAUAUAUAUUUUUUUUAUUAAAAAAAAAACAAACUAGUGUCAUACACUGAGUUUUGUGUAUAAUGGUUAAUUGUAUCUUGAAUAAAAGAUGACAAAAAUCAUUAGACAAUUGAUCUCGACUAAUCUCAAGAGAUUAUGUUCACUAUGGUGACAACCUAGGAUCCUUUAAUUAAAGGUGUGUCAUGAGAUCAAAUUGUUAUAUCAUCAAAAGGAAUGGGUCGCCUGUGAAUUAAGAUGAGGUUUCGCGGUAACUCUACCUAACUGACUGGAGAUCCCAAGAAAUAGGUUCAAGGAGACAACUAAGUGAAACUAAGUCUGCCCAAAGCACUGUAAGACUUCGUUCUAUACCCAGUUCCUAUGAUGAUUAAACAGUGCUACAUGUAAAGAAUACAGGAUAAGCAUUAGCUUUUAAUGAUUUGUGUCCAUAGCUUUGAGAUAUGAAUGGAGUAGUACAUGAUACUCCUCUAAACAAAGUUAAUGGCAAAUCACCUUGUGAGUGUGAAAUGGGGCCGUUUCUAGGAGAAUGAAGGAAAGGCUAUAUUCUCCAAGUUCACUCAUGAUUAACCAAGACUGUUCACGGCCAAAAUGAACACAAUAGAGAACCUAGUUCUGUGAGAGAAUGAAGCUGUGUUAUGGCUAUUGUCUAGGUUUACACCAAAGCCCGGGAGGUUCAAGACAUCAUGGCCACCUCCUGGCCGAGUAAAUCCGAUAGCUAUUAACAAUGACUGGUUCAAGGCUGAAAAAUUGCUACCAACUCAUCAUGCAGUGGAUUUUUCGUUUGUACUCUCAAAAGUCCUUAGUUAGGUCUUGUCGAGUCUUUUCUAGGAAGUUGAGUCUUGUCUAGAAAGUCUGUCGAGUCGUCUAGUGUCUAGAGUCAUUUCUAUUCAUGUGGGGGAUUGUUGGAACUAUUUUUUGAACAUUAUGAAUAAUGUAUUCAUAUGUCAAAAAAAGAAGUUUUAUUUGAAUGAGAAAUGGAGGUCUAAUGUGUGUGAUUUGAAAAACUUGUAUAAAGAAGCAAAUACACACAUUGGAUAUUUGAACUUGGAUUUGGGUUUUUUGAUUUGUUAGUUGGACUUCAUGUUCAUUGACUUAUUCUUAUAAACUAAAUAUAUGUUGAUCUUUUAUAUUGAUAAAAUAUAAAAAAGAAAUCCAUUUUAAAGUAUAUUAUUUUGUUUGAAUUGGUCAAAACAAUAAUAAUUUUAUUCUUUAAUUUCUUGGUCAAAAUGUGGAAUAAAUUCACAUAAUAAUGACAAGAAUUAAAAACUCCAUUAGUGCACUAUGGAGGUUUCAUUUUUGUGUUGAAAAAUGAAACUUGUGCUUCUCAUUAUAUUUCUAUAUAAAGGCUUGUGAGCCAUUUAGAAAACACACACAUUCAUACAAUCAAGAAACAUUUCUCCCACUCAGAAUAGUUAUGCUAGUAUUUUUUUUUAUUUUGAGUCUGAGAGUACAUCACAGAAAUAGGUUCGAUAGAUUCUGUUUUUCGGUGAUGGUAAACAGAAACAAUGCUGCAGUUGUAUCUUGGGAAUCUGAGCGCCAUAAAACCGUCACACUACGGGGCGUUUAAAGAUUUAAGGAAAGAGAUUAACUAUCUCGACUCUGCAAUUCUUCUUUAUUUUUAUAUUUUGGUAUUGAAAUUUUAGUUUAUGUUCUUAUUAUUCUUUACAAAUAUCAGUUGUCCUAUGGUAGUAAAAUAAGGUUCCUACACUCGAUCCAUCAAAGCCCUCGAGGGAGCUAAAGACUUUUGUGAGCUCUGAGGAGAAUACCUGUUAGCAAGUAAGAUAGCUUUUAACGCAUUUGAUAGUAUAACUAUAUAGCGAAGCUAUGCAUGAAGGCCAGACAAUGCCAGUUUACGUGUAUCCACGCAAUUUGAUGUUUGAAAAAAUGUGUAACAUUGAAUAAGGUUUUCUCCAGACCUUUAGACGUUUUGAUUCUAUGGCAAAAAACUAUUAAAUGUCAUGGACUCUGGUCUAAUGACCUAAAAGCCAAUGGAUGCAUACACACGCAUAGUCACAUUAUAAUAUCUUAUAUUAGAACUUGUGGUCUUUUUUUUUUUCUUUUUUUUUUUUUUUUGUCGUCUAUCCAUUUAGAACUUGUGGUCGUAUAACUUAUAUUAAUAGUCAAACUACUAAUCAGAUAACCUAUAAUCUCGGCCUUAUUUCUAAAGAAUAGCUAUCUUUCUUUUUUUUUUGUCAUUUCAAACAAUAACUUACUUGAAUAUUUGAACCAAAUACAAGGUGUCCAAAAAAACCAACACCACAAAAAGGCAUAAAGUAUAAAGCUACCAAUAGGAGCAUAAACCACUCAAAACAGUGUAGAAAGAUAACACGGCACAGGGAAGAUAAGCCGAUGUAAAGCCUGGAGGCUUCAAGCAAUCUUCCUCGCUUCAGGCGUAGGCUAAAGCUUCCUGCUGAAUUCUAGACUCCAACCAUGCUGGAACCUUGUUCCCCACGUAAGACUGUAAUCUAUGAUCCCUUGUGACACUUCCUGCAAUCUCCAAGGCUACAUAGUUAUUUCUCUAUCUUUUAUUAGAACUUGUGGUCUAACCAAGAAUCAUAAACAGCAACAAUCCUGUCCAAGAACUUUUAUUAAUAAUUCUAGUGGAUAUAAUAAACCGCAAGCAUCUAUAAAUACUUUACCAAAAAGAACCAAAGAUGGCAACAAAUAUGAUGAACAAGUACGUACUUGUACUAUCUUGUCUGAUCUUUUUUGUAAUGAUUGGUUCCUUAAACGCAAAACCUGCAGACAUAAAAGCAAUUUGCGGGAAAGCAAAAAACGCAUCCUUCUGCACAAACUACAUGAAAUCAAACCCAAAGACAUCAGGUGCUGAUAUCAAAACGCUUGCAACGAUCACAUUAGACUCUGCACAAACAAGCGCAUCAGGAGCUAUGAACAAGAUUACACCUAUUGCCGAUGAAGAACCUAAACGCGCUUUGAGGAGUGGAUACGUCUUGUGCGUGCAGAGUUACAGGAGUACAAUCAGAUAUCUCGGUGAAGCUAAGAAGAGCCUAGCGUCAGGAGAUGUCCCAGGGCAGAACAUCAAUGUUUCAGACGCUAUGAGAUCAUCUACAUACUGUCAAGAUGAAAUGUUGAAAGUCAAAGGUGAUCCGUCGGUUGUGAAGGACGGUGGUGAUUUUCAGAAUAUUUGUAGCAUUGUUCUUGUCAUCUCCAAGAUGAUGAUGUGACAAAAAAAAAAAGGCUACAUGAAACAGUUAUACAUGGAUGUUACAUAUACACAGUCAAUAAUUAACCUAUAGUUUCUUCCCUA
This is a messenger RNA of Brassica rapa (field mustard), 6535 nucleotides long. RefSeq names its product pectinesterase inhibitor 2-like. The record is from RefSeq and is a predicted model, not a curated record. Gene Ontology annotation, molecular function: pectinesterase inhibitor activity. Gene Ontology annotation, biological process: negative regulation of catalytic activity. NCBI's taxonomy places the organism in Eukaryota, Viridiplantae, Streptophyta, Magnoliopsida, Brassicales, Brassicaceae.